Molecule: messenger RNA, 1200 nt
Organism: Ascochyta rabiei
Lineage: Eukaryota; Fungi; Ascomycota; Dothideomycetes; Pleosporales; Didymellaceae
Product: Oxysterol-binding protein 4
Exons: 4
Coding region: 1-1200 (399 amino acids)
Biological process (GO): endocytosis; piecemeal microautophagy of the nucleus; exocytosis
Cellular component (GO): cytosol; intracellular membrane-bounded organelle; membrane
Molecular function (GO): oxysterol binding
Source: RefSeq, a predicted model, not a curated record
AUGGCUGAGAAGGAAGGCUCUGCUGUGCCCCCGCAGGCGAAGGGUUCGUGGGGUAGCUUCCUCAAGUCGAUCGCAUCCUUCAAUGGCGAUCUCUCGUCUAUGACCGCGCCUGCAUUCAUUCUCUCCACAACCUCUCUCACGGAGUUUUCCUCGUACUGGACUGAACACCCCUCCCUAUUCGUUGCACCCGCCGCCGAGAAGGACCCCGCUAGACGGGCCGCGCUCGUUCUUAAGUGGUUCCUCAGCACAUUGAAGCAGCAAUAUGCCAGCCGAAGUGAAAAGCUGGGCAGCGAGAAGAAGCCGCUGAACCCUUUCCUGGGUGAGCUGUUCCUGGGCAAGUGGGAGGACCAAGCUGGCACCACACAGCUUGUCAGCGAGCAAGUCAGCCACCACCCCCCAGUCACAGCAUACUCCAUCUGGAACAGUCAACACGGCGUUCGUCUGCAAGGAUACAACGCACAAAAGGCUUCGUUCUCGAGCACCAUCAAUGUCAAGCAAAUCGGCCAUGCCACUCUUCACAUCGACGCUUUCGACGAAGACUACCUCAUCACCCUCCCCUCGCUGCACAUCGAAGGCCUCAUUUCAGGCUCUCCCUACGUUGAACUAAACGGCACUUCCUACAUCACCUCUUCCUCCGGAUAUACCGCCAAGAUUGAUUAUAGUGGCAAAGGAUGGGUGUCUGGAAAGAAGAACAGGUUCUCGGCGUCUGUCUACCCUACAGGAAAGGACAAGGAUGUCAUCUACUCCGCUGAAGGCCAGUGGAUCGAAAAAUUCGCUAUCAAAGAUGCUAAGAACAAGUCUACUUUCGCAUCGCAUGAUCCCAGCGUCACCAAGACCACCCCUCUUACUGUUGCGCCGGUGACUGAGCAGGAUGACUUCGAGUCCCGUCGUGCUUGGAAGAAGGUUGCCGACGCUAUUGUCAAGGGUGAUAUGGAUACUACCAGCGCCGAAAAGUCUAUCAUCGAGAAUCGUCAGCGCGAGAUGCGCAAGGAAGAACAAGCGGGCGGUCGCGAGUGGGAACGCAAGUUCUUCACUCGUACAGAUAAUUCUCCGAUCUUUGAGCGACUUGCUACCAAGGUUGGUGAGAAGACCAACGAAUCCUUGACAAACGGCAUCUGGCUAUUCGAUCAAGAAAAGGCGAGCGCUGCGAAAACGCCGUUCCACCCGGAUGUCAGCCCCCCAAUCUAUGUGCAGAAAUAA